UCCGUCGUCCCUUUCCGCAUCUUUUCUAGCUCGACAACAUCUCUUAUUUUGGAGACGAAGAGAACUGAACCGAACAGUCUUCCUUCCAUACAAUAAAAACUUGAGUAGGAAAGCGCAUGGAUGGCUGCCUCCCUUUUCUGCUUCUCCUACUUGCUUGCGGCCCUGCAACGAGAGACACGGGGGGUUUUAUUCCUCCUAGUCUCCUGACAUUUUUUAUUUUCUUUCCAUUCCUCUGGGGAGAGGCCACCACGCGAAGAACACGGCGUCAGAAGUAACCAGGAAGCUCCCUUCCGCGUGCAGACAAAGUCAUUGUCCGCUUCAGCCUCGCUCCGACCGAGGCUUCCGGGCCACAGAUUUGCAGGCGGCAUGGGGGGCGCUGGAGGAGCCCGAACUUUUUAAAAAAACGAAGCCCUAACCCUUUUGAAAAUAAUAUCUCUAUAUACAGACGCACAAACGCCGGUGCUAAUCCUCGCUCUUGGCACCGGAGAGGAGGAGGAGGUGGCGGCAUCUAAUCGCGGGCGAAUCACAGAACGAAGCGAGGCGGGCUCUUGUGCAAACGGGGCGCAGCAGGAGGAGGAGGAGAAGCGCGCGCGGCGCCUGGAGAAGCAGCAGCUGCUGCUCGCCCGUCCGAAGCUUUGCCAGGCGGCGGCGGGAAUUAAAGCUGCACACGCAUGACGCCGGCCUUCCGCAGCCGCUGCCCGGUCUUCUAGUCUAGGCUGACCCAGGCGAGGUGGGCGGGCCUGCGCGCCGCCGGGUUCCCCAGGAAAGGGCGGGGAGCGAGGCCGGCCUCCUCGCUGGUGUGGAGCAGCCUCUCCGGCGCCGUGUUUACAUCCGGCGCCGCUUGCCCUGGGCUGCCCUGCUCCUCCUCCUGGGCCUGGGCCUGCUCCUGCUGAAGCCGCCUUCGUUCCCCUAGGCCGGGUCAAUGCGGCGCUUUCCGGCGGGCUAUGGACACCAGCGACCUCUUCACCAGCUGCAAGAAGGGCGAUGUUUUCCGAGUGCGAUACCUUCUUGAACAGAGAGAUGUUGAAAUCAAUGUCCGGGAUAAAUGGGACAGUACCCCUUUGUAUUAUGCUUGUCUCUGUGGACAUGAAGAGCUUGUGCGGUACCUUUUAGCCAAUGGUGCCAAAUGUGAAGCAAACACCUUUGAUGGCGAGCGUUGUUUAUAUGGGGCCCUGAGUGAUGCUAUUCGGCGGGUGUUAAAGGAGUACAAGCAGAUCACAGCAAAGUGCAUGAAGAGAGACUACUAUGAUGUCUUCCUUCAACGACUUCUGGAACAGGGUUACCAGAGUGACAUUGUAUUCAUUGUGCAUGGGAAGUCUUUCUGUGCCCAUCGCUGCAUUCUCGGUGCCCGGAGUGCAUAUUUUGCAGAAAUGUUUGAGACCAAGUGGAAGGGGAAGAAUAUCAUAGCACUAAAGCAUCCAUUGAUCAACCCAGCUGCCUUUGGUUCCCUUCUCCAGUACCUCUAUACAGGCCGUUUAGACAUAGAUGUAGAAUAUGUGAGCGACUGCAAAAGAUUGGCAAAACAAUGUCGGCUCCAGGAUCUCAUCGAAGACUUGGAAACCAAGUGUAAAAAGGUGCAUGAAUUUGUUUCUUCCAAGCCAGGGACCUGUGUGAAGGUGCUGACGAUUGAGCCCCCAGGUAACUCGCGGCUACAGGAAGACCUGGCUCUGCUAGCAGACUGCGCCCUGCCAGCUGAACUCAGGGUAGGUUUUGGAGAGUUGCCUUUUGACAGCACUGACAACUUUAGCAGCUGUCCUGACGUUUGUUUCCGGGUGGCAGAAUACAAUUUCUUGUGUCACAAGGCAUUUUUCUGUGGCCGCAGUGACUAUUUCAAAGCACUCCUAGAGGAUCACUUCUCUGAAAGCGAGGAGCUGCAGACCCAACCUAGCAUCCCUGUAGUUACCCUCCAUAACAUUUCAGAGGAAAUCUUCAUCAGGGUCCUCUAUUACAUCUACAGUGAUGACACAGAGCUGUCUCCUGAUAAUGCCUACGAAGUGCUUUGCGUCGCAGACAUGUACCUGUUACCUGGGCUCAAGCGCCUUUGUGGGAGGACUUUGGCCCAGGUUCUUGAUGAGGAAAGUGUUGUCAGCAUCUGGAAGAUCGCCAAGCUGUUUCAGCUGACCCGGCUGGAGGACCAGUGCACGGAGUACAUGGCAAAGAUCAUUGAGAAGCUAGUGGAGUUUGAGGAGUUUGCUGUGGCAGUGAAGGAGAAUGCUGAGGCAGUCGAAGAACGGCAGGAGACAGACUCAAUCCCUCUUGUUGACGACAUCCGUUUCCACAUAACCAGCAACGUGCAAACAUACAGUGCAAUUGAAGAAGCCAAUCAGAAACUGGAAGCUCUGGAUAAUCUUCUGGCCAGCAUAGGAUUUGAAUGCUAAUCUGGGACAUCACCCUGUGUGACUUCACAGUAGAUCACAGCUCAGAGUUCCCUCUCCUCACCCCCCUGGGUUUUGUAGCUGCUUUCCCCUUUUAUGCAUAAUUUCAGUUUCUAACUUAACAUUCUGACAAUUGCAUACUGAUCUACCUUUCUUCUCCUGAGAACCAGGUCCCCGGAAGCAGCUCAGAUUUGAAAACAUUGCUGCUUGUACAUGAUAGUGCUGACGGGUGAUCUGCAAACCAAAUUUAAUGAAUGUAUUGAUUGGCAUAUUGUGAGGCUGCCAGAUGUUGCAGGCCAGCGAUGCCUAGUGAAAAUUGGUGCAGCCUGCAAGAACAUUGGCACAACACCUUCCUGCAAGCAGAUUAAAUUCAAGGCAGUCGCUGGUUAAGGAAUGAAUCAGACUGCCUUUCAUGAUCCAUAUUUUACAGGAUAAUUAGGGAGAUAGGCACUUUUACUUCUACAGGGCUACAGAAAUGUUGUGCUUGUGCAGUGGUAUCUGCAUUUGCCUGCUGCUUGCCUUGCAGAAAUGGCUGUGUUUAUUCAUCCUGCAGCCUUAUCUUCCAGAUUUGCACAGUGGGGGCAGAGCAGAACCUUGGCUUUCUAACCCAGAUGCCUUAUUAUUCAGCAAGCUCCUGUUCAAUUCAGGUGUCCCAUUUGUUUUUUAUUCCCCAUUUCUGCAGUUCUUACUGGAACACAGUAGUGCUCUACGAAAUUGCAUGGCUCGACUUUUGUCUCGAGUGCAAACACACUUGGCCACCUACUCUUUACAUGUUACUUUUGUAGAGGAUGCUCAAAUGCCGAUGUUUAGCAGUCAUGUGUCUGUUCCACUUCAAGCAUAGUUGUGACAUUUUGUAGAUAUUGCUGGGCUUGGAAGUUUAGUUCAGGUGGUUUGCGAAGUCUUCAAAUCCUGGUUUGGAGUAUGUGAGUGUAUGUGUGGCAUGCACUUCCUCCUUUCUCACGGAAGCAUAACUUAUUGCCCUAUUCAGGUAAUGGUAUGGGGUGGGUUGGGGUAUAACUGUCAUGCAACCAUCUUCACCCCGUGACCGCCCAGUGCCAAUACACUUGACCUCACAUUGGCAUAGAUCCAAAUAGCGUGAUCAACACAUUGCGAAAUUAGGGUCUAUGAAUCACAUUACUCUGGUAUAUGCAUGUUGGUGUACAGACAAGAAAGGCAGUGGCUCACCACUGCUCAAGAGUGUGUAGUGUGUCAUCUUCCCCCUACCCCUCCCUUUAGAAAUAGCAGGAGUUGGAGGCAACUACAAUCUGGGCUUGCUUAGUGCUCAUCCCACCAUCACUAAACUCUGCUGAAUUGAGUGAAACAUCUGCUUGUAACAAAGCUUACCAAGGCAUGUCCUUUAAGGCUGCCACAAGUUAGUAGGUUUUUUAACACAAACUCCUCUUAAAAUCUUCCUAACAAGCACUACUUUGAGACUUUGGCAAUUGGAGAACAUUUUGGGAGGAGGUGGGGAUGUGAACAACGCAGGAAAGGGCUGUGUUGCCUAACAUGGAAACUUUCCUAGCUAAGAUAAUGCAGUGGCUCUGUACCACAUACCCUUAAGAAUUAUGUGCUGUAUAAAUAUAAAUAUGACAAGGAGGCCCACUUUGGAUUAUCCUGGCAAUGUGAGGAUGAUUAUUCAUAUAUACAAAUACUAUUAAUCAUGAGUACAAUUGCAUUAGUAGAUGCAGUUGCUCUGCUUGAUGUAAUACUGGGCCUUCAGCUUUCCACUGAUAAGUAUUCACAAUCAAAGCAAGGUCAAGAACUUGUUUUUUCACUUUCCAUUGAUGGGUGUGAUGAAGUGAGAAACUUACAUUGGGUCUUUUCCCAUUUUCCUGCCUGGUUUCUUGAUUUGAACAAGAUAAUGACAUUAUAUAACCAUGUAAGCAGAGUCAGGGCUUACCAGAAGUUACUGCCUGCCAUACUGGAGAUUCAUCUUCCUUUAAAUGUUUUGUGAUAGAAUGGGAAAUGGUAGGGUGGGGGUGUCCCAGAUUCUACACCUGUAGUUCAUGUCCCUAGAGAGAUACAGUAGCAGGACUGAGUUUUUUGUGUUCUUGGCUCUAUCUCAAGGCAUAUAUAUCAUCCAUAUUUAUGUGAUGUUAUUCCCAUGCAGGCUCUCUUAAAUGAGGCACUUAAACUCUGACUUAUUUCAGUCUCUGCUUUGGAAUACACAGCCAUCCCAGUCUCUAAACAAGUCCCCUUUGAGCCGCCACAAAUCUACAGUUAGGGUCCAUGCAGUAUUUGACAAAUGAAACUAACUUGAUGUAGAAUUUGACACUUCUGACUCCUGAUUUUGUGCCAAGGAAAGCACAUCUCUUAAAAGAAUGGUACUUGUUCAAAAUCAUGUGGAGCAGUUAUGUUACGCAGAGGCAGCAAACUAAAAAACCUGGCCAAGGUAUUAUUUUCCCUACUUUUCACGAAAAGUAGUCACAGAAGUUAAGUUUGAUGCUAGAGUGUUUGGAACCUGGAUUGGCUAGGCAUAUUUUCUCUCCAUCGUGUUAUGGUGACAACUUGGAAGGGCACCUCACAGAAUAAAAGGGCAUCAUAUUGAAAGGGGCACAACUUGAUUAUUGAGCUGCUGAUUUCAUUCUGUUCCGCAGUCUUCCUGUUAUCAUGAAAAAGGAUUCAGUUGGCUAUCUGCUGAAUUUAGCAAACAAAUGAGGUUUAACCUUUUAGAGUUUAUGCCAAUACUGAAUUAUUGGGGCAAAAACAAACCAGAAGCACAGAAAGUUUUUUUAAAAAAAGGCAUACUAGUAUUUCUUCUUUCAAGUGUCUGGUAAAGUAAAUGUGAAAUAUAAUUAGUUAAUUGUCAAGAAGCAUGGCACCUGGGUGCUUCUGGUGAAAUGACUUCUGACUCUUUCUUUUAAUUGUAGAGCCAGUGAAAGAGUGGCUUUUGUUUUCUUGCCUAGUAACAAAGGUUUGCCCAGACUGCUAAAUAUGCUGGAGAAAUUAAGAAUGGAUUGCCAGUGUGAAUGAGUUUUAUAGUUGCAUUUCUAAGUUCAGCACAUUGGUGAAUUGUCCUAUCACUCCCAACUAACUGUCUGGUAGUAUUUAGAUUCUUGCCCUUUGCAAGAGGAAACAGAUACUAGGAGCCACACUUACAAGUGAAAAAUUGCCUAUUUAAAUAAUUAAAAAAUGAAAUUAAUGGAUUUCUAAUAUUUAUUGAACUUGUUUUUCUUGGCUAUUGGUUGUAGUUAUAUUGCAAGACAAUUUAAAUUUAAAUUGUUUCCUUUGUUUACAUUGGUUCUGCCCUCUGCUACUUGUUAAAAAUAAAGAGAAUGUAAAGCUUUUCAGAAUGGCAAUAUAAUAAUAAUAUAUUUAAAAGCUUAAUAUAUAAGCAUGUGUGCAGCAAUAAAGAGUUUAUUUCAUUAGA
Messenger RNA from Podarcis muralis (Common wall lizard), 5745 nucleotides. RefSeq names its product ankyrin repeat and BTB domain containing 1 (gene ABTB1). Lineage: Eukaryota; Metazoa; Chordata; Lepidosauria; Squamata; Lacertidae. Gene Ontology annotation, molecular function: protein binding. The record is from RefSeq and is a predicted model, not a curated record. Gene Ontology annotation, cellular component: cytoplasm; ubiquitin ligase complex.